GCGAGAAGGAGGUGUGUGAUAGUGUCUCUGCCGAGUGAUCUCCGUUUCCUUGUUGAGCAGACAAGAUGCGGGAAAAUAUUGUGAAGAAUAUUCUCGUCACCCUGAACAUCCUGAUGUGGAUCUCGGGGUGGAUCGUAUUGGCUCUAAGCGUGCACAUGAUGGUGGGAAAUCACGCUCGGUAUUAUACAGCCAUUCUUCUCGGCAGCGAACCUCGGCUCCUCGCGUCCGGUCCGCACCAAACUCCUUCCGUGCUGGAUCCUGGGUGGCUUGACAAGGCAGAACCCCAGAGCCCUGCAGCGGGUGGCGACGGCGGAGGCGGAGGAGGAGGAGGAGCAGACAUAGUGGAAGUGGCAGAGAACGGGGCGUCCAUCGAAGAGCUCGUGAUCUCGGACGCGACGGGGACGCUGAAGGCAGAGGGCACCCUCCUCGUGGCGGGGGCGGUGGUGGUGGUGGCCGGGUUGCUGGGCUGCAUCGCGUCCUCACAGCGGGACAGGACGCUUCUGCUGGCGUCUCACCUUAAUGAUCUCAACGGUCUCUUCUCCGCCUCUGCUUUCACCGGCCUAUUGGAAAGGGAAAUGCCAGGCACGGAAGAAAUUACACGCAAGAAAAAGACCUGA
Penaeus chinensis is the source of this 617-nucleotide messenger RNA. RefSeq lists its product as uncharacterized. Bases 66 to 617 code for a protein of 183 amino acids. Lineage: Eukaryota; Metazoa; Arthropoda; Malacostraca; Decapoda; Penaeidae. The transcript is spliced from 5 exons. The record is from RefSeq and is a predicted model, not a curated record.